Pyricularia grisea is the source of this 1747-nucleotide messenger RNA. RefSeq lists its product as uncharacterized. Gene Ontology annotation, molecular function: oxidoreductase activity, acting on a sulfur group of donors, disulfide as acceptor. The record is from RefSeq and is a predicted model, not a curated record. NCBI's taxonomy places the organism in Eukaryota, Fungi, Ascomycota, Sordariomycetes, Magnaporthales, Pyriculariaceae. The transcript has 4 exons. The coding region runs from base 332 to 1117 and encodes 261 amino acids.
CUUCAUUUCAACCCGUCAUUUGAUUGCAACAUUGCUUGAAAAAAAUACUCAUCCGAGUAUUCAGAUCGGUUUCCAUUCGUUUUCUUCAAGCUGUCAAGCUGCUGAAAACACCUCGAAACAAUUGUAUGCACACGGCGUAUGUACUGCUUCGUGCCAUCACAGAUUUAGCUAUAUUCUUAUCUGCGUGAUCGCUUGGUUUCCAUUAUAUCUCCGACAGCAAUCGCCACUCCGUAAUAGCUUAAACACCCGACCCCCGAUAUCCCUCGAAAAUCUAGACACGCCAAAACGAUACACCAUACGCGACUGUCGAGAUUCCAGAACAACCGCCGAAAUGGACGAUAUCAAGCGAUACCCGACCCCUCGAGCCCUUCCGCUUGCAUCGUCGCGGAGGAGCCGGACCUUUGUCGCCUUGGCGGCCAUGGGCAUCGUCUCUUUCUUCUUCUUCGUCCACAUCCGUCCGCUCGCGGCACUGCACACGACGCCCGUUGUGACAACCCCGUUGAAGACGCACCCACAGCCACGGCCCGAGGCCGCCGUUGGGAAACAGCAGGCGGCACCUCUGGUGCCGCUUGAGGCGCACAUCAUGAGCAAGUGCCCGGACGCCCGGGAUUGCCUGAGGGAUAUGGUGCUGCCUGUGAUGCAGCGUGUGUAUGACAAGGUCAACUUCACCUUGUCGUUUAUCGGAACUCCCGAUGCCGACAGCGGAGUCGCAUGCAAGCAUGGUCCAGCUGAAUGCAUGGGAAACAUUAUCGAGCUAUGCGCCGCUGAUCUGUACCCCGAUCCCAAGACGUAUCUUGGAUUUACCAUGUGUAUUUCGAUGAAAUACUCUGACAUUCCCAAGCGGGAACUCAUCGAGUCGUGCGCACUUGAGCACGCCGUCGACUUCAAGGCACUCAAUGAUUGUGCAGCCAGAGACGACGGUGCAUACGGGACGGAUAUGUUACGCAACAGCGUCCAAAGGACAUCAAAGGCCGGUGUGAAGAUGAGCUGCACAGUCAGGCUGGAUGAGGAGAUCUACUGCAUCAGGGACGGAGGAGAGUGGGUUGAUUGUCCUAAGGGACCGGGUGUCCAGGAGCUGGUUGCGGCUAUUGAGCAGAAGUACUCGUCUUCGAAGUAGUCUCUCUUUUCAGCGGUUCAAAAAUUUCGGUCCACAACUCGCUCGCUUCUCCCAGUGUGUAGCCCAUCGACACUGAAUCCAUACCCGCGUCAUCGCCUCCGCUCAUGCUCUCAAGCUGCUCGAUGAUGCUCUCCAGACCCACCGCCUUGCCGGUGGCCUGCGUGGCUCCCGCCUCGAGCUGGACGUGCACGAUGUGUAUGUGGAAGUGGUAGUACGUCGGCUGGUAGUGAACAUACAGUUUGAGCUGGUCCUGCUCAAUCUCGGGGUACACCUCGGCGGUGGCGUCGAGAAACCUCUGCCGCAUGUGCCGCAGCCAGGGGACGUGCCUCUUUGUCAGGUCGCGCAGGCUCCAGAUGUCACGCCUCUCUACCAAACCCAGCAGGUGCAGCGCCUCGCGCGUCGACCGGUCCCAAUUCAGGUCGGGGAGCAGCAGGAAGCCCUCGUCCCCGGCCUCGCCCAGCGGCGUGCGGUAGAUGACGUCCUCGACCUCCUUGCGGCCCUCGAUGAUGUUGUACACCCAGCUCAACCUCCCGGCCUCUCGCUUGGACUGCAUAUAAGGGCGGACCCUAUCCCGGUAAACCUCGGGCGUCUCGACCACGAACCGCACCCCCUGCCGGCUGUACUUUUUCA